Zygosaccharomyces rouxii is the source of this 519-nucleotide messenger RNA. RefSeq lists its product as uncharacterized. The coding region runs from base 1 to 519 and encodes 172 amino acids. The record is from RefSeq and is a predicted model, not a curated record. NCBI's taxonomy places the organism in Eukaryota, Fungi, Ascomycota, Saccharomycetes, Saccharomycetales, Saccharomycetaceae. The transcript has 2 exons.
AUGUCGACUUAUGAAGAGGAGCAUGGACUCUCAAGGGAGAAUUCAGAAGACGCUAGAAGUGCCAGUGUCGAUAGACGUGAGACGAGAUCACAGUUCCAAGAAUUAUUCCAGACAUUUGGCAAUAAUAACAGUGAAGAAGAUGUUGAUAACAGUAUGCUGCUUCUUCUACUUUCACAAAUGAUUCCCGCGUCUUUACAACAAGAAUGGAUGGAACAAAUGGAACAAUCGGAUAAGAAGGGUUGUUCUGAAUCGUUUAUCGACUCCUUGCCUCGAAUCCCAGCAUCGAAAAUCAAAGAAGAUGAUAGUUGUCCAAUCUGUUGCUGUACCUAUAAGGAGGAUGAUCAUCCAUUGGUUGCUGAAUUACCACAUUGUAACCACAAGUUUGAUUUAGAAUGCAUUAGCGUCUGGUUAUCCAAGAGUACCAGUUGCCCACUAUGUAGGGACGAUGUAAUGUCGCACAAGCCGGGGAUAGAUACUAGUCAAGUAGAACUAGAAGAGGACUGGGGUAUGUUUGGGUAA